CUGGUGGAGAUCUAGUUACUAUCGCAGUGGUUCGUUUUUGGCGAUAAAGAUCUAGUACGGAACUAGAAAUUGAGUUCACUAGUUCCGGGUUUCCCAGCAGCGAAGAGUGUAUAUAUUACGAAGAAGAGACAGACAACGCGAUAAACACAAAGGCACUCCGCCGUCAGUAGCACAAACAAGCCAACACAUCGCAACCAAUUAGCGGGAGCUAGUAACUUUUCUGUGCCGCGAAGUGAAGUGAAAAACUGAAGACAUUUAUUCAAUUUAAUGUAAUUUUUGUAAUUUAUGAAAGCGAAAUGAUUUCUAAUGCGGGAUAAUGAGGCGAAAAACAAUUUAAGUUCGGUCGAUGCGCCCCGAAACCCCGCGAUAACUUUUUGAACAUCAAUACAAUCAUAUAUAAUAUAUAUAUACAAGUGUACUAACAUAAAUGAAAUUGGUAAGAAGAACGAAAAAAUACCAAUAAAAUGUCCGCAACAGCGGGAUUAUUAGUGGCCGCCAUCUCCAAAAUCUCUCCAACGCGAGACGCCACUUUGCCGACGCCACAGCAGAAACGUUCCAGCAUCAUCACUUCUGAUCCUAGCAGAGCACAGGUGAACGGCAUCACAGAGCUCAGCUGUCGUAUCAGUCGCAGCAGCUCUCAACAGAAUCUCGAAACAGAUAGUGGAAAGAGUUCGUGUAGCCCUGGGUUACUCGACUACAGCUACGAAAACGGUACAGGUGAGGGCGAUAACGGUGCUGCUCAUAGCGGCGCUAACACAAGAGGCGGAUUAGCUGAAGGCACUUUGAGAGAGAAGCGAUUGUGUGCAACGAAUUCUAACAGUGAAGCCGCCGCUUCCGACAGCAUGAGUACCAUUAGCUCCAUUGGUAUCGGCACUGGAAUUAGUUGCAACGCAGAAGAAGAAAUGCGUCAAAAACUGCGAUUCGAUCGCCUGCACAAAUUCCGCCUGAUUCUGCUAUCAUUAGAUCGACAGAGAGAUCCACAUCGACUGUUGCGAGAGCGUCUCAG
Rhagoletis zephyria (snowberry fruit fly) is the source of this 1006-nucleotide messenger RNA. RefSeq lists its product as uncharacterized. The record is from RefSeq and is a predicted model, not a curated record. Lineage: Eukaryota; Metazoa; Arthropoda; Insecta; Diptera; Tephritidae.